CAAGUUUCAGGAUGUUCCUAUCAAAGGUACCACUUAUGAGAUAUCCGAAAUUGUUGCAAUAUGCCAAAAAUGAUUCAUUCAGUCAUCCCUUAUGUACACAAAAACAACCAUCACAAUUUAAGAUUGAAAAUCAAAAUGAGCAGCAGUUUAUGAAAGGAAAACUGGAUAAAGGUAUCAAAAUUUCUUCCAUUUCUUCUAUUUGGUGCAUUUAUCAUUAG
Molecule: messenger RNA, 218 nt
Organism: Loa loa (African eye worm)
Lineage: Eukaryota; Metazoa; Nematoda; Chromadorea; Rhabditida; Onchocercidae
Exons: 2
Coding region: 12-218 (68 amino acids)
Source: RefSeq, a predicted model, not a curated record